Molecule: messenger RNA, 5909 nt
Organism: Hibiscus syriacus
Lineage: Eukaryota; Viridiplantae; Streptophyta; Magnoliopsida; Malvales; Malvaceae
Exons: 21
Coding region: 291-5612 (1773 amino acids)
Biological process (GO): chromatin remodeling; negative regulation of transcription by RNA polymerase II
Cellular component (GO): nucleus; chromatin
Molecular function (GO): ATP-dependent chromatin remodeler activity; ATP binding; histone binding
Source: RefSeq, a predicted model, not a curated record
GAAAAAAAAAAUACAGUGUCUGUGCGUCUGCCAUUGUCAAGAUCUCUACAGUUUAUAUAAACCCUCAAUUAUUUUCACACAAGGCAGCAAAUCAAACAUAAGAAAUUUCCUCUAUUUUCUGUCGGAAAUCAUUUCGCACUUCUUUUUAGUGUGAGAAUUUCCUGUGUUAAUGCUCGAAAAGCCAUACCAAUCGCCUCAUGGUCAUGGAAAGUAGUGGUGGUUUAUCUGGUACCAAUGUCGAAGGUAAUGGCGCAGACAAUUAAAAAAUUGCUUCUAUUAACGACAAUGCUAUGACUUCCUUGGCCUCGGCCAUGAAGGAUUCAAAUUGCUCAAGGAGUUCGACCAUUGAAAUUUCUUUAAACAAACUGACUUCACCAGGCCCUUUGAAUAGUGGACCCGCUAAAAGAUUUGAGAAGCCUAUGUCGGUCAAAAAGGAUGGUCACUUUUCAUGUCUAUCUGUCUCAAAGAUGGGUGAAAAACUUUCAGGCUCAUUUCGCUAUGAGAAAGUUGAGUUGGUGAGUUCUCAGGAAGUAUUUAUACCACGUGAUAGAAACUCCAUAAAGAAGCAGGUUGCAGACCCUGAAACUGAUACUUCUAAUAGGAUGAAAUGUGAUGCUCGUAGUUACAGAGAAUGGCUGGGAUCAAGAGUUAGAAAAGAUAAGGUGUCAGGGUCCCAUAGGAAACAGAGUGGCAAUAAUUCUGAGGCUUGCAAGAAAGUCAAGGGGGCAGUCGUCGAGGGUAAUCUUUCAUGCUCUAAAAGGCGGAGGGUGGAUUUUGAUUCGGCACAACAAUGUUACUCUGGGAAUGCAGAACCAGGGAACAGAUUGCAUGCUGCCUUUCCUACUCAGGAUGGAAAGGAAUCACUUACUGAGCUUAAUAUGGAUCAAACUGAAGAACGAACCAGUGAUGUGUUAGACAAAGAAUCUCAGUUUGAAAUUUUAACUGGCGAUGGACAUAGUGUAUGUUUGACCUGUAUGCGUGGGGGAAAGCUUUUGUCUUGUGUUGGGAAAGGGUGCAAAAGAAAGUACCACCCUUCAUGUCUUGUUCCUGCUCUUAGUAAUUAUCCUCCUGGAUUUUGGCACUGUAUUUGGUGUGUUGAAAAGAAGAAAGAACUUGGAGUGCACUCUGUUUCUGAAGUAAUGUCCAUUUGGGAUGCUAGAGAGGUCAUUUCUGAUGCUAAAGAAAUGCAGAGCGAGAAACAAUACUUGGUAAAGUACCGAGGUCUAGCUCAUGUUCACAACCGCUGGAUUCCUGAAAAAGAGCUGCAGUCUGAGGCUUCCACAUUUGUUACAGAAUAUAAUAGAAGAAAUCAGGCGAUCAGGUGGAAAUCAGAAUGGACUAUUCCAAAUCGUUUCUUGCAGAAGAGAAAGUUAUUGUUUCCUACAAAUUCUGGUGACAAUGAUUUAGAUUGCACUUAUGAGUGGCUAGUGAAAUGGACCGGCCUUGGUUAUGAGCACGCUACAUGGGAGUUGGAGAGUUCUUCAUUUAUGAUGUCAUCUGAAUCUAUGAAGCUCAUAAGAGAUUUUGAAAUUCGGCACCAAAUGUCGGAAGGAUUGUCUUCCAAAUCUGAAGAAGAGGAGAAGGAGAAAUGCAGCUUUAUUGAGCUAUCAAAGUUGGCUUUUGGAGUUCCAUCUGGAGACUAUGACCAUUAUCUGAGUUAUGUCAAUAAGCUUCUUGCGCAUCGGCGCAAAAAUAAGAAUGCUGUUGUCUAUGAUAAUCAUGUGGAUCAGGAGCGGAUUAUAAAAGUGAUUUUAUUUGUCUUGUCAUUGCAAUUAUCCGCACGAAGACCUUUUCUGAUAAUCUCAAGGUCAACUACUCUUUCUGUUUGGGAAUCUGAGUUCUUAGAUGUGGCAUCAUCUGCCAAUAUAAUAGUUUAUAAAGGGUGCAAAGAUGUUCGGAGUAGUAUCAGAUCCUUGGAAUUCUACAAUGAAAAUGGUUCUAUUAUGUUUGAGAUACUUCUAUCCGCUUCUAAUGUUGUUGCCGAGGACCUAGAAAUGCUAAAGUGCAUAAGAUGGGGAGCUAUUGUAAUUGAUGAGUGCCAAAGGCCUGGAAUGUCUAGAUAUUUUGAACAGAUCAAAAGUCUAAGAGCUGAUAUGAAGCUUCUUCUUGUCAGUGGUAAAAUCAAGGAUUGCUCAGCUGAUUAUCAGAGUAUGCUGUCUAUAUUUGAUUCUGGACAUGGGCUAAGCAGUGAUAAUGUGAUGAUUGACUCCAAUACUGAUGUAUGCAAACUAAAAGAAAGAUUUUCUCGUUAUUUUGCAUUUGAGUGCAAGUCAAGCUCCUCUAGGUUUGCUGAGUACUGGGUUCCAGUCCAGCUUUCUUAUCUGCAACUUGAGCAGUAUUGUGAUACAGUGCUUUCAAACUCAAGCCUUCUUUCUUCAUCCUUGAAAAUUGAUCAAGUCGAUGCUCUUCGUGAGCUUAUUAUUUCGUUUAGGAAGUGCUGUGAUCACCCAUAUCUUCUUGAUCAAUCUUUGCAAGUUAUUGCAACAAAAGGUCUCGCUGCAGAAGAGAAUUUGGAUGUUGGAAUCAAAGUGAGUGGAAAACUGCAAAUUCUUGAUAAAAUCCUUCUGGAGACUAAAGCCAGGGGCCUACGAGUAUUAAUCCUUUUUCAGGCAGUUGGUUGUUCUGGAAGAGACUCAGUUGGAAAUAUUCUGGAUGACUUCCUCUGUCAAAGAUUUGGUAAGUACUCUUACGUUCGCAUUGAUGGUGGAGGAUAUGCCAUUUCAAAGAAAAAAGCUGUUGUAAAUUUGUUUAACACUAAAGAAAGUGGCAGACAGUUUCUUUUGCUUGAAGAUCGUGCUUGCCUUUCAAGCAUUAAACUUUCAGCAGUCGAUGUUGUCGUUAUGUUUAAUAGUGAUUGUAAGCCGCAGAAUGACAUAAAGGCCCUGCACAGGAUCUCGAUUAGUUCACAAUCUGAGCAGCUUAAAGUGUUCCGCUUGUAUUCAGCUUUUACUGUUGAAGAAAAAUUUCUGAUCCUUGCCAAGAAUGGUACAAGUCUAGAUGGCAAUAUACAAACUCUAAGUAGGAACAGCUGCCUUAAAUUGCUAAGUUGGUGUGCUUCUCAUCUAUUAAAUAAGCUUGAUGACUUUCAUGACUGUAGUAAGUCGGUCUCAGUUUCAAAUGUUUCUUGUGAACAGUCAUUUCUGAAUGCUGUAUUGUUAGAGUUGCUAACCCAAUUACCUUGCAAUGGUGAAAGCAAUCACGCUGCCAAGUGUUCAUUUAUUACAGAAGUACCUUUGAAUGUUGUCUAUGAUGGAAAUAUUUCUUUAUUUGGCGAAAAAGAGAUAGGUUCAAUGAACUACCAAUCAUCCGUGAUUUCCUUGAUAAAACUUCUUGAAGGAAAGCGUCCACAAUGGAAAUUGUUAUCCAAGUCAUCUUCAAGAAACCGAAAGAAGGUUCAAUAUUUUGAUAACCCCCCUACAAAAUCUGAAUCUGAAGAUGGGGAUGUUGUGAAGAAAAGCCAGAUAGCAGUCAACAGCAUCGAUGAUCAUACAUAUCCAACAUGGAAGCUCAAGGGCAAAAGAAACGUAACUCUUGUGAACAAGAAAAGAAAGCUUGCUGCUGCUUCUGACAGCGCAAGUGAGAAAAAUUUUCCUUGCCCAACAGAUGGUAGGAAAGAUGUAAAGCAGAGCAAUCAAUUGUUGCUGAAGCUUGGGAUCUCAAAACUUUGUGAAGUUCUGCUACUCCCAGAGAAUGUCAGGGGCACUGCAGUGGCAUUUCUUGAGUACAUAAUGCAAGAUUAUGAUGUCACCUGCGAAUCAGUUUCUUCAUUGCAGGCAUAUCAAAUAUCUCUGUGUUGGACGGCUGCUGAUUUGUUGAAAUAUAAGCUGAAUCACAAAGAGUCAAUUGCACUUGCAAAACAACAAUUAAAUUUGGAUUGUGGGUAUGAAGAGGUAGAAUAUGUUUACUCCAAGUUGCAGAGUGUUGCAAAGUUGGCACAGUGUUCUGAGAAAAUAAAGGGUUACAAGAAGUCAAAUUGUUCAAAUAGAGUUCUCAAAAAACCCAAAAGUAUUGUGCAUAAAAUUAUACCAUCUACUCUUAUUAGCUGUAAUCAAAGUGGAACUGUAAAAAGUGCAUCAUCUCCCGAUCCUGAUGAAUCUCUCACAGAAAAGAAAAUAUCCAGUCUACAUAUGAAAAUAGUAGCUGAUCAGUUUGGAUCUGAUUCAGAGCUUGAUUGUUCCAGUGGUCAACCUGAAGAUCAUGUCCUUGUAUCAGAUUCUCAACAACACCAAAGUCCUAUUAGACUGAUAGAUGAGAAAUCUGUAUCAGAACCUUCUGAAAUUCCCCAAGCUCAAUAUAAAGUGUUGGGUAUAGGCAAUGACCUUAUGAAGACUACCGAUACUGCCAAAUCCCAUGAAAGAAGUGGUGAAACAGAACCAGUGACCUCAGAAAGAGUAACCGUUUCUAAGGUUGGUCAGCAUGAUAAUGCAGCUACUCAUCUUCCUGGGAACCUGAAUACUUUGGAGUUUACUGGAACUGGUGAAUCCUUGGUAGAGGCUGAUGUUAACGCCAAUGAAUCAAAUUCAUUGUUGUGCCAAGAGACAACCCUCUCCUGUCAACUUCCUGUAAGGUCAUCUUCCUCUGAAAGCAAUAUAUCCACUAUACCUGCACCUGAGGUAGAGCAUCAACUCAGCGGCGAUCAGCAUGCUUUUAGUCAAGAGGCUGUGGUUCCAAGCCACCCAUCCUUAGAGGUUCCACUGGAUGAACCAUCGGGUGCUCCGGCUAUGUAUUUGGUUGAGAUGCCACGGCAGCCAUCUGAAAGUAGAUCUGUGCUUGAAAAUGAAACAUGCCUUGAGAACCAAAGGAGAUCAACUACCCUGUUACAAUCUCCAAAUGAGCUUCCCUGUCAAUUAAAUACAGUGAGACCCGUGACACAGCAGCCUUCUUGCUUGAACCCACUUCGAAUUGAGCUGGGGAAAAUACAAAAGUUUAAAGAGCAAACCUUGAAGAUACAUGAAGAUAAGAUACUACAGCUGAAGUAUGAGCGUGAUAAAGAGAUAGAAGAAAUACAUAAAAAGUAUGACAUGCUCCUUCAAAAUGCUCAGAUGGCAUUCAAGCAAAAGGAACAGGAUUUUGAGAGUUAUUGCAGAAAAGUUAACUCAAAUCACUUAUUGGCAGAAGCACUGAUGUUUUAUCUGAAUGACAAAGCUGUUGGAUUACCAGUAGACAAUUUCAUGGGUCGAUUGAUUGACCAACCUAUUUCAAUGCUCGAGCCACCAAUUGAGCCAUCCUUGACAAGCCUAGGUGCAGCUCCACUUGUGAAAAUGACUAACCAUCAGCCAUCUGCUGUUGCACUGGAUUCCAGUUCCGCUAUCCAUGGUGUACAAAGCAACUGGGUUGGCAUUAGAGCAGCAGCCCCACACCUUGGAGCCUUAAAUCUUCCAUCCAUGUUGACCCCACAUCAUAUGUCAUAUUCACAGGGAAGGAUGCUCAAUCAACGAUCAGAAAGUAAUGGACCGAUGAUUCCAGUAGCACCCGGGUUUGCUUCAGAACCAUGCUAUAUUCAUCCUCCAACAGCUGCAGACUUGCCAGGUUUGGUUAAUAGUUAUGUUCCACCACUUGAACCAAGUGCGGUUAUUAACAAUCAUGCUCGUUCUGACCUGCAAAUCAGUUAGACGUCAACAUACAUUCAGUUCUACUUCUUCCUGACACAAGCGAACAAACUGCUUCUCCUUUAGUCCCUACUGCUGCUUUUGAUGCUGAAACUGUUGGUUUAUCAUUCAUAGGACAGUUGAUAAACCUUGGGGUGAUGCAACUCCAUAUUGCAAAAUCGCAUUGGGUUUCUUUUCAAGGAAGUGUUAACCCUAACUACUCUUUUGAAUGCUUAGAAUUUACUUAGUCAUACAAGCUUGAAGAAGGAUUGAUUCGGUAUUGUAUAUAACUGUGACAAAGGUAAUCAAGUCGGAAAAAUU